Molecule: messenger RNA, 1916 nt
Organism: Hyposmocoma kahamanoa
Lineage: Eukaryota; Metazoa; Arthropoda; Insecta; Lepidoptera; Cosmopterigidae
Product: facilitated trehalose transporter Tret1-like
Exons: 3
Coding region: 95-1867 (590 amino acids)
Biological process (GO): transmembrane transport
Cellular component (GO): membrane
Molecular function (GO): transmembrane transporter activity
Source: RefSeq, a predicted model, not a curated record
CCAUAUGACUAAUCCAUAACGCAGAACCGACGCGAUGUAGCCGUGGCAAGCGAACAAACAAAUUUUUUUAGAAGUAAUUUGUCUUAACCUUCGAAUGACGUAUACAAAUCUGUUCGUUUUGCUACAAACUUGGGCCAAUACUGUACAACAUAUACACAUGCGACUUACCUCAAUCCCCCGACGUUGCUAUCGCAACAUUGCUGAUGAUGCUGCUUUUCUGUCGUGCAGUUCCAACCCCAGCGUAGCAAGUGCACAACUACAAAGGCAACUAGACGCUACCUCUGCCUGGUUGAAGAAACAUAUUACCUUCGCCCUGAGAAGAAGCGACUGUUCACCUGUGAAACUUGGAGUAGAUAGCCUACCUAAAACUUCAUGCGCCAAGUACCUGGGCUUUUACCUUGACCGCCGUUUGACUUGGAAGUGCUUCAUAACAGCGGGCGUGUCUCUGAACAUUGUCGGCCACGGCUGCGUGAUCGGGUUCAGCGCAGUGUUGAUCCCCAGUUUGCGGCGACCCGAGUCACACAUUCACGCCACACCGGCAGAAGAGUCAUGGAUCGCAUCAGUGAUCGGCUUCGCGCUCAUCAUGGGUAACAUCACAAUCACCCCAUUGAUGGACACGCUCGGCCGCAAGAAGUGUCACCUCCUCACCAUCAUCCCCAAUAUGAUCGGCUGGAUAAUGCUGCCUCUAGUCAACAACGUUGCUGGUCUUAUCAUAGCUAGGCUCCUACAAGGACUAGCCAUGGGUAUGAUUGGACCGUUGGGAUCUAUUAUAAUAGGAGAAAUGACAGAUCCCAAAAACAGAGGCGCCUUUCUUACUUGUGUUUCCCUGUCGUUAACUACAGGAGUUCUGACUUCACACACUUUAGGGUCUUACUUCAGCUGGCAAUGCACAGCUAUGAUAUGUUCAUUUGUGACCUUCACAAGUUUAAUCUUGGUCAUUUAUAGUCCAGAAUCACCAUCCUGGCUGAUUUCUAAAGAAAGAUUUGAAGAGGGUCGAAUAGUUUUCCUACGGUUAAGAGGAGAAACCGUACAGCAGGAGGAAGAAUUAGAACACAUGAUCUCAGCAAAAAAGAUGGUCAGAACAUCUAGCGUUGAAGGUGUAAAUUUAUCCUUCGGAAGAAAAUUCCGAAGGUUCUGCAGCUACCUUCGCGAUGCUUCGCGAAAACCUGAAUUCUACAAACCAAUCACCGUCAUGUUCUUAACAUACACCAUGUUCCAAUUUGCUGGUAUUAAUGUUAUAAGUUCAUAUGCAAUGGAUAUUAUUACACAAGUUGUAGGACCUGAGGCUAAUGCCAAAUUCUGGAUGGUUGCGUUAGAUAUAGAAAGAUUUAUUUGUAAUGUUCUUGCUAUAUUCUUGGUGAGAACAAUGAAACGGCGUUUCUUACUCUUCAGUACUGGCGGUUUAUGUAUUUUCUGUUACUUGGGUAAGGCGUACUAUGUAUUUGCAAAACAGAAUAACACACUACUGUUUGAUGGUCAGUGGAUACCAAUAACAUUAAUUGCAUUAUAUAUGUUUUCUUUAACUGUGGGUAUUUCAGCAAUUACUUUUGCAAUUCCGGGGGAAAUCUUUCCACUACAAUACCGUGGUUUGGGAGGAGGAUUAAGUAUAUUAGGUUUAUCUUUAAAUUUCUUUAUAGCUGUCAAAUGCUUCCCAGUGUUAAAUGGCAGUAUCGGAUUGCCUUUAACAUAUUGUCUUUACGCUGGUAUAGUUUUAUUGUGCCUUACAGUCAUUUGGUUCAUGUUACCUGAGACCAAAGAUAGAACUUUGCAGGAAAUCGAGGAUAUUUUCAAAGGUAUUCCUCCUAGGAAUAGAAGAAGUGCUCAGACAGGUGACGAUCAUACGAAUGCGGCGCCGUUAGUCAAAUAAAAGAAAAAACAAAGAAAAGAGAAACAAAAUUUACUAUUUUUUUUAAGUC